AUGGGGCCCCCGGGCAAUAGGGGAUCAUGGGGCCCCUGUGUCCUUGCCCAAACUCAAAAAAGCCUAUGAAAAAGGGGAUUUGUCCAUCAGUACAAUCCCCCCCCAAAGUCAAUUUGUCCCCCAGUGCAAUCCCCCCCAAAGGCAAUUUGUCCCCCAGCAGGGGCGGACUGACAAAUCAUGGGGCCCCCGAGCAAUAGGGGAUCAUGGGGCCCCUGUGUCCUUGCCCAAACUCAAAAAAGCAUAUGAAAAAGGUACCAGGGCAUCUCAUGGGGCCCCCUACAGACCCCGGGCCCUCGGGCAGUGCCCGAGUUUCCAAAUGGUCAGUCCGCCCCUGUUCCC
Messenger RNA from Staurois parvus, 339 nucleotides. The record is from the annotation of a GenBank genome assembly. NCBI's taxonomy places the organism in Eukaryota, Metazoa, Chordata, Amphibia, Anura, Ranidae.